AUGCGGCUGGAGGUAGAUAGGAAAUGCAUCGAUGAGCCAGCAGAACAUAGCAAGAGCAACCAAAGAGCUUAUGAAACUGCAUUCUGUUCCACAACAGGAGGAGAUUUAGUCAGGAGAAGAAUAAAUAAGCAACAAUUCACGAGGGAGAUGCUGAAAUCAUUAUGUCUUAUGCUGAGAAGCAUGAUCCCGCAACGAAGCAGCUCGGAGGAAGAAGUUUCUUCUGCAGUUGAUCUACUCGAAGAAAUGUCUUACAGAUUGUAUAGAAAAUUAACUGAUCCGAAAGAUGAAUUGGGUGAUGAAGUUGAUGGAGUUUCCGAGACUGAUUCUAAGGAUAGGGAAGUGUUUAUAGAUGCUUCAAGAGAUUUUGCACUACACCUAUAUCUAAAUCAUGAGGAAGUGGAGGAAUAUGACGUGUGGAGGAUUAUCCCUCGUCCACCACACACUCUAGAUUUCUCUCCAGCUGUGGUUGCAUCAGCUCUAGCACAGAGGAAAAAAAUGAUGUACAGUCAUGGCCUUUUCGCAUUUGUGUUUGUGUUCGUUUGCUGGAGAGCAGUAAAGACUCAAGAAUCCCCCGAUGAAGUUCAGAGAGGAUCCAAUGAAAACCAUCUUGCAGCGGAGCGCAUGAUGAGGUACACCCCCGACAUGCGACUGGUCCUGAAUGGUUUACUCCGGUACGAAAACGCCAUUUCCAAAAAGCCCGAGGAAUCGUUGCCUUACCCCUUCUUCCACCUAACGAACAGGAGUAUCAAAGGAUCCCUCCCACCUGUUGAUGAUCCGCUCGCCGUUCUGGCCACGGGAUUCAUGGGCUCCAGAGGGAAACGUGACGAUUAUGACGAAAUCCCCGUCUUCGCUAAUGGAUUUCCCGCCGGCAGAGGCUGAAGACAAACUGACAUUCAUUUUUUUAAGAUUAA
Messenger RNA from Argiope bruennichi, 911 nucleotides. RefSeq lists its product as uncharacterized. Bases 1 to 879 code for a protein of 292 amino acids. Lineage: Eukaryota; Metazoa; Arthropoda; Arachnida; Araneae; Araneidae. The record is from RefSeq and is a predicted model, not a curated record. The transcript has 5 exons.